Molecule: messenger RNA, 147 nt
Organism: Lymnaea stagnalis (great pond snail)
Lineage: Eukaryota; Metazoa; Mollusca; Gastropoda; Lymnaeidae
Source: the annotation of a GenBank genome assembly
CAGGAUAUGGGCCAGAAAGGAUGGGAACUUGCAUGUUUACUUGAGACACCAGAGGUUAACUUUUCAGGUUUAGCUACAAUUAUCAUGAAAGUACUUCUGUUUUUCCAGAGGAAGAUAUUAGAAAAGAAAAAUAAUACUGAAAGUUAA